Messenger RNA from Symsagittifera roscoffensis, 693 nucleotides. RefSeq lists its product as uncharacterized. The record is from RefSeq and is a predicted model, not a curated record. Lineage: Eukaryota; Metazoa; Xenacoelomorpha; Acoela; Convolutidae.
CAGGACCUUCCAUUCCUGAUAGUUCGUCUUAUGCUAGUAUUCCGCUUCGGAGUGAACCAAAACGAUUCCAUCUACUUCUUCAUGGUCAAGAACUCAGUGCUGGUCAUGAUGGACGUCUACCGACUUAUGGUCAUCCUACUCAGUCCCAGUGACGACGAAGACGAUGACUCACUUCAGAAUUUAGUCCCUAUUCUGUCUCAUGAAGUUCAAGUUAUAACUGUGCAUGGAAGCGAAAAGAGGAAGAAAAAAAGCAACGAAGAAAAGCAUUCAAAAACAGACGAAGUCGAUGUUGAAAAUUUGCCCUCAGGGUCAAAUGCGUGAGCGUACAAUGAUGAGUUUUUGUCAUUUUCAAUCUCGGGAAAAAUUACUCUUGCAAUUUUAAUGCAAGAAACCAACAUACAAUUAAUGUCAUUCUUGAAAACUUGAAUUUCAUUCUUAUAAUAAAGUUAGUAUGUGACAGAAGUUUCAUGUAAAGAAACAAGUCCAUCCUAAUUUAAUCAAUUUUUUAAUGCUUCACUAUAUUGUCAUUUGUUCCUUAUCAAAAAUUAGUUGCAGUGAAAAAUUUGCUGUCAAAAAAUAAUACUAAAUUUAGCAUGCUGCCACAUGCAAGAACUAGUCACCCGUAUCUUGCACGUGAGAGCAGAAAUUUAUUUAAGGAGCGAUCGACAUCUUUUGAAAAACCAGCAACACAUA